Messenger RNA from Osmerus eperlanus (European smelt), 1786 nucleotides. Its product is annotated as zgc:171566. Gene Ontology annotation, biological process: tetrahydrofolylpolyglutamate metabolic process. Lineage: Eukaryota; Metazoa; Chordata; Actinopteri; Osmeriformes; Osmeridae. The coding region runs from base 242 to 1192 and encodes 316 amino acids. The transcript has 9 exons. Gene Ontology annotation, molecular function: gamma-glutamyl-peptidase activity. Gene Ontology annotation, cellular component: vacuole. The record is from RefSeq and is a predicted model, not a curated record.
UGGUUAAUUGAUCAGAAUGUUCUGCUGCGCGCAUUUGUGCGCUUGUUUGCACACGUGACUGGACCGAUGGUGCGCGUUUUCUCUCCCUGCGCCCCCGCCACCAUGCGCAAGAUGAGAAUUAUCCGGCUGCAGCAGAGACAAGUAGAGCCACAGGACUCCUGCUGACCACAGAUCUAAUUCACCGAUCUCAACUUGUCUUUUUAACUCUUAGUUUAUUUUGCUGGUGUGGUGACCGAGGUGAAUGUGUUCUCCGGUGGUAGUUCCUGCGGUGCUGACCGCCUGCCUCUGCGGUCUGCUUUUACCGGUGGCGUGCACUCCUCAGCUGAAUUACCGACCAAUAAUCGGUGUGCUGGCCCAGGAGAACAUCGUGGAAGACAUCCACGCCCUGGGCUCCUCCUACAUCGCUGCCUCCUAUGUGAAGUACCUGGAGGGGGCGGGGGCCCGCGUGGUGCCCAUCAGAAUUAAUCAAACAGAAGCAGAAUAUGUGAAGAUAUUCAACUCCAUUAAUGGUGUGCUGUUGCCAGGAGGAGAUGUGGACCUUCAGACUUCGCAGUUCAGCCGUGUGUCCAAGAUCCUGUACGACCUGGCUAUCAAGGCCAACGAUGCAGGGGACUACUUCCCUAUCUGGGGAACCUGCCAGGGCUUUCAGCAGAUGACAGUCUUGGCCAGCAACAAGAACCUCCUCACCCUCACCGACACCAAGGCUGUGGCCCUGCCCCUCACCCUCACACCAGGGGCCCAGAGCAGUCGUCUGUUCAGGACCUUCCCCAGAGAGCUGCUGCAGGCCCUGGCGUCUGAGAACAUCACCUCCAACUUCCACAGCUGGAGCCUCUCCCUGCAGAACUACAGCAGGAACGCCAAGUUGAAACGCUUCUACAGGAUCCUGUCCACCAACAACGACGGCAAGAAGGAUUUCAUCUCCACCAUGGAGGCCCACAGGUACCCGUUCUACGCGGUCCAGUGGCACCCAGAGAAGGCUCCGUUUGAGUGGAUCCAGAAAGCUGGCAUGGUCCACACAACCUCCGCAGUCUCGGCCUCCUUCUACACCGCCAGAUUUUUCGUGUCAGAGGCCAUGAAGAGCCAGCACCAGUUCCUCAGCCUCAUGGAGGAAGAGAGAGCUCUCAUCUACAACUACUCUCCUGUCUUCAGAGGAGUCCAAAGUGUCUUCAUGCAGAACUAUUACUUUGACUAGACCCGACACACAGCUCAUCACUAGGCGUAACGCUGUCACAGUCAUCGUCCACCUUUAGUGUACCUUUAGAACUUAACUGAUGAGUGAAGAGGAAGUGUCGGGGAUGGUUUCCCUAGGUCGUGUCUGGUCCUUCUGAAAGGACAAUUCCAUGAAGAUUGUAGUGCUGAAACGAUUUGUGUCUUUGGGAAACUGUCAUUUGUUUAUUGCAAGUUUUGCGAUUUGUGUUUUUGAAAACGAUUGUAAUGCUUGAAUGUAGUUCCUAUUUAGUUCUGUAGUCCUUUUAAAUCUCUGUGUCUCAAGGAUGUUUGUAAUUGUCAAAAUGGAAGUGUUCUGGCAUUGGUCACUGACGCAGUGUUUAAUCCAUGGUCAUUCCACUUCGAAGCAUCAGUAUUUCUUUCAUUCUGUGGUUUAGGCUGUCGGUGGGUGAGGGUUGGAUGUGUGUGAUAGCAGGUUGUCCCAGCUUUUAUGUCUGAGACACAGAUCACACGUUAUGUUUUCCAAACAGAACGAAUAGGAUGUUAAUCAUUUGCUAAGUCAUCUGACCAGUGUAUUGGCAAUAAAGUUAGCAUCCAUACCCACAGACUUGACCCUCUG